AGGCGUCUACACGGGCGAGACGGACGAGCGGGCCAAGGCGACGCUCAGGGCCAGGCUGGAGAGCGACCUGCUGGAGCAGGCUUCCAAGCUCAGGAGAGUGGACGUGAAGGAGAGCUCCUACGAGCCCUCUUCCGGCGACCUCGAGUGCGUCGCGAUGCUGUACACCAACGCGGAGGGCGACCUGGCCAAGCUCGCGGAAACAACUGGCACAGCUGUGGAGCUGCUGCGGGCCCGCCCGCCUGCCGACGCCGUCGACUUCGCGCGGAAGCUGCUGAACGGCGACUACUCGG
Messenger RNA from Prorocentrum cordatum, 290 nucleotides. Lineage: Eukaryota; Dinophyceae; Prorocentrales; Prorocentraceae. The record is from the annotation of a GenBank genome assembly.